Molecule: messenger RNA, 1386 nt
Organism: Platichthys flesus (European flounder)
Lineage: Eukaryota; Metazoa; Chordata; Actinopteri; Pleuronectiformes; Pleuronectidae
Gene: ptger1c
Product: prostaglandin E receptor 1c (subtype EP1)
Exons: 3
Coding region: 94-1179 (361 amino acids)
Biological process (GO): positive regulation of cytosolic calcium ion concentration; adenylate cyclase-activating G protein-coupled receptor signaling pathway; inflammatory response
Cellular component (GO): plasma membrane
Molecular function (GO): thromboxane receptor activity; prostaglandin E receptor activity
Source: RefSeq, a predicted model, not a curated record
UCAGGCAGCUCGGUAGACAGGAGAGACACGUUUGUCCUUUUUCAUUCCCGCUGAGCCAUCCCAAGCAAUCCAGCAUUCAUCCAGAAUCCUCCGAUGGACAUGAAGAUCAACUCCUCGGAGCAGCUAAGUCCCUGGCAGAACGGCAGCACAUGGCCACCCAUCAGAUCUUCAGGCAUAGGGAUGUCCUGCCUCAUUAUGACAUUUGGUGCCAUCUCCAACCUCACCGCUCUUUGCAUCCUGGCAAGGUCCCGCAUCCGAUUCCGCCGCCAAUCGAAAGCGCCGUUCCUGCUGUUGACGAUGGCUUUGCUAGCCGCUAACCUGGGAGGUCAUGUGAUCCCAGGGGCCUUUGCUGUGUAUUUACACAUGGAUCAGCAGUAUAAGAUGCAAGCCCAGAAGCCCACCACUUUCUGUCAAGUCUUUGGGGCGAGUAUGGUGUUUUUUGGCUUGUGCCCUUUGCUGUUUGGUGGUGCGAUGGCAGUGGAGCGCUGCAUGGCCAUCACCCAGCCAUUUUUCCACGCUGCUGUGAUUACAGUGACUCAUGUACGACUUGUUGUGUUUUUUCUGUCUUCUCUUGCAUUCAUACUGGCAGUUCUACCUUUUUUUGCCAUAGGGACUUACUCUACCCAGUUUCCUGGCACAUGGUGUUUCUUACCCAUCCAUCAACCCCAAUCUACACCUGACACCUAUUUGGCUUUGUCUUUCUCAUGUCUGGGCCUCGCGGCGCUCACUCUUUCCCUACUCUGCAACAUCCUGAGUGGUGUGGCAUUGCUGCGGGCCAGAAUCAAGCCCCGCAAUACGAAUAUGAAAUCAACAGGUCGCUGCACACGUCGUCCAUCUUCCGCAUCAACUUCCUCCUUCUUCUGCACAUUGGACGUAGAGAUGAUGGCUCAACUGGCGGUGCUCACUGUGGUUUCCUGUGUGUGCUGGAUUCCCUUUCUUGUCCGCAUUCUUGUGAUGCAGAUCAACCAAAGCCCCAGGCCAUUCGACAAUGAUCAAGAUGGAUUCACUCUCCUGGGUUUACGUAUGGCUUCCUUGAAUCAGAUCUUGGACCCUUGGGUUUACAUCUUGCUGAGGAGAGCGGUGCUUUUCAGAAUUUGUUGUUUCUACACGCAGAGACCGCUAGAGACGGCCAAUAGUUCCUAUGCAGACGGACGCAGGCUAACCUUCAGUCUAAAAUGACCAUGUUGCUCCUCAUAUGAGAAAGGAAAUAAAUACUUUAUUUUAUAUGUGUGAAAAAUGGGAGAACUUUGCUGUGUUAUUGGUACCUGGGUUUGAUGGAUUCCACAUCGUAGGGUGGCCUUGAAAAGCAAACUAUGACAAAUGGGGAAUCACAACGGCAAAUAAACAUCAUGAAGGUUGUCUUCUUCUUCUUUUUCUUCUUCUGAU